This is a messenger RNA of Brassica napus (rape), 2139 nucleotides long. RefSeq lists its product as uncharacterized. Gene Ontology annotation, molecular function: zinc ion binding; nucleic acid binding. Lineage: Eukaryota; Viridiplantae; Streptophyta; Magnoliopsida; Brassicales; Brassicaceae. The coding region runs from base 1 to 2139 and encodes 712 amino acids. The transcript has 9 exons. The record is from RefSeq and is a predicted model, not a curated record.
AUGCAAGAGUUCAACACCAUGGAGGAACUUCUUCACAAAGCUGUGCUUAUUGAGCAACAAAACAAGAGAAAAGAUGACGAAAGGAAAGCUCCAGCUACAAGAUCCAGAGAUGUGAAGUGUUUCAAGUGUCAUGGCAUUGGACAUUAUGCCAAUGAGUGCUCAAAUAAGAAGUUGGUGAUCCCGCUUGAGGAUGGAGAGUAUGAAUCUGAAGAAUUGCAACUCCUGAUUGAUACUGAUGAGGAAACCAUGGAUUAUCCAGUCAAGGGAGAACUACUAGUUACUAGGAGAAUUUUGAGUGUUAAGCAAAAGAAAGAAGAGAAGAACCAGCGUGAGAAGUUGUUCCAUACUAGAUGUCAGACUCAAGACAAGGUCCAGAAACAAGUUAAAGUUCCUAUUACCAUUGGAAGAUAUGCAGAUGAGAUACUUUGUGAUAUUCUUCCUAUGGAUGCUGGACAUAUUCUCUUGGGAAGACCCUGGCAUUAUGAUCAUAAGGUGAUGCAUGAUGGAUUCACAAACCGCCAUUCCUUUGAGCACCAAUGCAAGAAGAUCACUCUAGUCCCUCUGUCACCUCAAGAAGUCCAUCUUGAUAAAGUGCAACUGAAAAACAAAAGAGAGGAUGACAAGGAACAUAAGAGAACACUAACCUCAUCUUCUAAUAGUGCAACGGCUGUUCCGAGUGAGUUUGAGUUCAUUUUUCAGGAGUAUAGUGAUGUCUUUGCUGAGGAGAAUGUACAAGGUCUGCCUCCAAUUCGUGGCAUUGAACAUCAAAUUGACUUUGUUCCAGGAGCUUCCUUGCCAAACAGGCCAGCCUAUCGGUCUAACCCUGUAGAAACUUUGGAGCUCCAAAGACAAGUCACUGAGCUUAUGAAGAAAGAACACAUGAGAGAGAGUCUCAGUCCUUGUGAUGUUCAUGUAUUGCUUGUUCCAAAGAAGUAUGGAACCUGGAGAAUGUGUGUAGACUGUCGAGCCAUCAACAACAUCACGAGGUAUUACAUAUGGUUGUUUGUUGUGGUAUACUUUGAUGACUUCAUGGUUUACAGUAAAACCUUGUCUGAUCAUGUUGAGCAUUUGAGAAAGGGCAUACAGGUGGAUGAAGAAAAAGUUAAAGCCAUAAGAGACUGGCCAACUCCUAAAACCGUGGGAGAAGUGAGAAGCUUUCAUGGUCUUGGUGGAUUCUAUAGGAGAUUUGUGAAGGACUUUAGCACCUUCGCUGCACCCCUCACUGAAGUAAUCAAGAAAACCAUGGAGUGUGAUGCUUCUGGUGUAGGUAUUGGAGCAGUUCUGAUGCAAGAGAAGAAACCCAUUGCCUAUUUCAGUGGGAAACUUGGAGGUGCAACUCUGAACUAUCCCACCUAUUGCAAAGAACUAUGUGCCUUGAUCCGUGCGCUCCAAACUUGGGAAGCACAUGGAGGAGGAUUGAUGGGUCACUUUGGCGUUGACAAAACUUUGAAGAGUUUGCAACACCACUUCUACUGGCCGAGAAUGAGAAAAGAUGUGGAGAAGCUGUGUAAUCAGUGUGCUACUUGCAAGCAAGCCAAAGCAACAAACCAAACCAAAGGUAUGUAUAUGCAUCUGCCUAUUCCAUCUGAACCAUGGGUAGAUAUCUCAAUGGAUUUUGUGCUUGGUUUGCCUAGAACUAUGAAGGGAAGCGAUUCCGUCUUUGUUGUGAUUGUUUAUGGAUUUAGUCCUUUGACUCCUUCGAAUAUGUUGUCUCUGCCCUUGAAAGAAAAAGCUAACCUUGGUGGAAAGCAGAAGGCCGAAUUUGUUGUAUCUUUGCAUAAACAGGUUAAAGAGAACAUUGAAUCAAUGACAAAACAGUAUGAGUAUGCCAACAAAGGUAGGCAUGAACUGAUCUUUAACCAUGGAGAUUUGGUAUGGAUACAACUUAGAAAGAACAGAUUCCCAAAUGAAAGGAAGUCCAAACUGAUGAAAAGAAGAGAUGGUCCCUUCAAUGUCCUUGAGCGAAUCAACAACAAUGCAUACAAGAUUGAUCUUCAAGGUAAGUAUUUUGUGAGUUCAUCUUUCAAUGUGUCUGACUUGGCUCCUUUUCAUGCAUAUCACUUGGGUUUGAGGACAAAUCCUUUCAAAGGAGGAGGGGAUGAUGCAAUCCUGGUCGAACCUUUGGAGGCAUACGAGUGA